AUGGGCGCUGAGGGGCACUUGGGGAUCCUGGAGGGUCUGGGGGACACUUAUGGGACAGAUGGGGGCGGAUACCGGGGGGGGGUUCUUGCCUGGGGCUGGGGCGGCAUCGCCGCCCUUUGGCUCCGCCUGGCCCGAGCCCGGCCCCGGCCCCGACGUGGGCUCCAGUCCCGGCCCCGGCCCCGGCUCCUCCCGGGCCCCGCGGAGGACACAGGCGGCGCGGCCGCUGCCGCCGCCUCCGCUGCGGCUUCCCCGGCCCGAGCUCCGCCGCUCGGCAGCGCGGCCGCCGGCCCCGAGCCGCCGCUGUCCCGUUGCCAGCAGAGAACGCCUGGGGAUGGCCGGCCCGGGGCGCUCGGGGGGCGCUCGGGGGCCGCUCCUGGCCCCGGGCCGAGCGCUGACAGCCGCGUCCCGCCCGCAGGGAAGGCGCAGGAGGCCCUGCAGGAGCGGUACCGGCUGGGUUCGCUGCUGGGCAGCGGCGGCUUCGGCAGCGUCUUCGCGGCCACGCGGCUCUCGGACGGCGCCCCGGUGGCCAUCAAAAGGGUGCCGCGGGAUCGCAUCCGGCACUGGGGCGAGCUGGUGAGUGAGCGGGGCCAGCGGCAGAAGCCGGGCCGGCUUCCCCAGCCCCGGCACGGCCUCAGCCCCACUGACGGCAUCGCGCUCCUCCCGCAGCCCGACGGCACCAGCGCACCCCUGGAGAUCGUGCUGCUGGCCAAGGUGGCCUCUGGCUGCGCUGGUGUCAUUCAGCUCCUGGAGUGGCUCCAGCUCCCCGACAGCUUCUUGCUGGUGCUGGAGCGCCCGGAGCGGUGCCAGGACCUGUCGGGUUUCCUGGCGGAGCGGAGGUUCCUGCCGGAGGAGGAGGCGCGGGGGCUGUUCCGCCAGGUGCUGGAGGCCGUGCGGCACUGCACCAGCUGCGGGGUCCUGCACAGGGACAUCAAGCCCCAGAACAUCCUGCUCGACCUGGCCACCGGGCAGCUGAAACUGAUCGACUUUGGCUGUGGCGCCUUCCUCCAAGACACAGCCUACACCCAGUUUGCAGGAACCCUGUCCUACAGCCCACCAGAGUGGAUCCACCACCGACGCUACCACGGCGAGGCAGCGACCAUCUGGUCCCUGGGCCUCCUGCUGUACCACCUGGUCAUGGGCAAGCACCCGUUCAGGAGGGGCCAGGAGAUCAUCUGGGGGCGGAUCUUGUUCCCACGAUGGCUCUCUCAAGAGUGCCAGGAUGUCAUUAAGAGGUGUUUGUCCAUGCAGCCCUUGGACAGGCCGUCCUUAGAAGAGCUUUUCCAUGAUCCUUGGGUGCAGGGUGUUCCUCUGCCCUAGAGGAUGGGAGAGAUCCAUGUGCACAGUUGGAUCCAGCGGCCUGGCAGGUAACAGCUCCACACAUCUCUUGGCAAUCAGUGGCAAAGCCAACCAGACAGGUUUUGUCCUGCCUGUAGCUCUGAGCAGGGGUCAGCAGAAGGGAACACGCAGCUCUUGGUCUGGAGCUGAGCUGGAGACCUGGUGUGGCAAGCACUGGUGGCCACCAUCCCCCGGGUUUUGCUUGUCCUGGUUCCCUGACAGCUGGGGCCCUGGGCAGAACCCUGACAGCCUGGUCUGGCCCCAGGGAAGGAGAAGGAGCCCCUGCAGAAGCUGUACCAGGUGGGGCUGCUGCUGCUGGAGACACCAAGGACAACCUCAAGGAUGACAAUCUCUUCCU
Molecule: messenger RNA, 1693 nt
Organism: Vidua macroura (Pin-tailed whydah)
Lineage: Eukaryota; Metazoa; Chordata; Aves; Passeriformes; Viduidae
Product: serine/threonine-protein kinase pim-1-like
Exons: 6
Biological process (GO): protein autophosphorylation
Cellular component (GO): cytoplasm
Molecular function (GO): protein serine/threonine kinase activity; ATP binding
Source: RefSeq, a predicted model, not a curated record